AUCCAAACCGCCCCUCCCGAGUAGCGCUCUUUGCCUCACCCGUCCUGCUCCCCACCCCAGUCUAGCUUGGGCAGGAACUGUCCGCAGCUUCCCUGGGAACCGUGAUUGGCGGGGAGGGCGGAGCGUCGGAGAAGGAGACCCUGCUUGGAACUUCCCUGCUGCUGCUGCUGUGGCGGCUGCUGAGUGUUGAGGCGCGCUCGAUUUGCAGUUCUGAUUCAAGAAAGUGGCAGGGCAUUUGCAGCGCGGCCGUGUACUGACCGAUAAAGCAGGCAACGGGGAGCUGCGGUAGCCGGAGCAGCAAAGGAGGUGGCCACCAUGAGCACCAAGUACGAUGUGGUCGUUAUCGGGGGAGGCAUCUCAGCAUCUUACCGACUAUCCAUCCAAUGGAGAAGCCAGAAUGUAGGUUCUGCUUCAGAGGCAGGUUGCAGAGCCAUGGGAUGCAGGAGCACAUAUAGGUGGGCCCAGCAGGAACAGCUUGCUUCCUUCAUGUGGUAUGUCAGCAGCCAAGUUGUUGUUUGACUCUGGACUUAGUAUUGUGGUUUUAGAGGCUCGUGACAGAGUUGGAGGACGGACUUUCACUAUUAGGAAUAAGCAAGUGGGCUAUGUAGAUGUUGGCGGAGCCUACAUAGGACCUACUCAGAAUCGAGUUCUACGGCUGGCUAAAGAACUUGGCAUAGAGACAUACAAAGUGAAUGUCACAGAGAGAAAUAUCAUGCAUAUAAAUGGAAAAUCCUACCCAUUCCAUGGUGCCUUUCCUCAAGUAUGGAAUCCUUUUGUAUAUCUUGAUUUUAACAAUUUUUGGAGGACUAUGGAUGAACUGGGAAAAGAGAUCCCUGCUGAAGCACCCUGGGAUGCCCCACAUGCUGCAGAAUGGGACAAAAUUACAAUGAAGCAGUUCAUUGAAAAACAUUGCUGGACAAAAGCUGCCAGGGAGUUUGCUACACUCUUUGUAAACGUCAAUGUCACUUCUGAAACACACGAGGUCUCUGCUCUCUGGUUCCUGUGGUAUGUGAAGCUGUGUGGGGGAACAACUAGGAUAUUUUCUGUAACCAAUGGAGGGCAGGAGAGAAAGUUUGUCGGGGGUUCUGGACAGAUUACGGAGAAGAUAAUGGAGCAACUCAAAGGCAAAGUUAAGCUGGAGAGACCUGUAAUCCGUGUUGAUCAGUCAGGUGAUAAUGUCAUUGUGGAGACACUGAACCAUGAGAUAUAUGAGGGCAGGUAUGUGAUUAGUGCCAUUCCCCCAGUCUUAACCACAAAGAUCCAUUUCAAGCCAGACUUGCCAACAAAAAGAAACCAGUUAAUCCACCGCCUUCCCAUGGGUUGUGUUAUCAAAUGCAUGAUGUACUACAAAGAAGCCUUCUGGAAGAAGAUGGGUUUCUGUGGCAGCAUGUUUAUUGAGGAUGAAGAAGCUCCAAUUUCAGUUACUUUAGAUGAUACUAAACCGGACGGUUCUGUACCUGCCAUCAUGGGCUUUAUUCUCACAAGAAAGGCCUUUAAAAUAGCAGAGGUUAGCAAAGAGGAGAGGAAAAGAAAAAUCUGUGAACUAUAUGCAAAGGUAUUGGGCACAGAAGAUGCUUUACAUCCGGUGCAUUAUGAAGAAAAGAACUGGAGUGCUGAACAGUAUUCUGGUGGCUGCUACACAGCUUAUUUUCCACCAGGAAUUAUAUCCCAAUAUGGAAGGGUAAUUCGGCAGCCAGCUGGCAGGAUCUAUUUUGCGGGCACUGAGACGGCUACCCAAUGGAGUGGCUACAUGGAAGGGGCAGUGCAGGCUGGAGAGAGAGCAGCCAGAGAGAUAUUGUGCAACAUGGGGAAAAUUUCGAAGAAUGAAAUUUGGGUCACGGAACCAGAAUCAAAGGAUGUCCCUGCUCUGCCAAUCAUGACUACAUUUUGGGAGAGAAAUUUACCAUCUGUUCCAGGACUGCUGAGAUUUAUUGGAUGUUCUGCUCUCUUCACCUCAGCUGGACUCUUUGCCUAUAAAAAGGGACUCAUUUCAAAAGUGUUUAUGUUCCCUUGAUGCUGUAGUGUUCUUAAAGAAAAGUCUUUCAGACACAAUUUGGGACAGCCAAGUCAGCACAUCCAAACCACUUAAAUCAGUGUCCCUGUAUAGCCCAAAAUCAAACUGUAGUGGAGUAAAUGAAGGUUCUGUUUUCUUUCCUCAUUGACCCUGCUUGAUUCAUAGAAUAAAGUCAUCUAAUGACAGCAAACGAGAACGGACACUUUCCAAAUUUCUCAAAGCCUUUGGAAACUUCCACUUGUCUUAAUUUUUAUUGUGAACAAAUAAAUGCUAAAAGCUUGCUCUAGUGGCUUAUUAAAUGAGAUGUUUAUGCUCUCAGGUGCCUACUGUACUUAAUAUUCUGUGCUGUUAAAAUAGCAAAACCUGUAAAUGUACUUUUGGCUAUUAUGUAUGAAACUCAGCAUUGAGAUGAAGAAAAAUAACUCAUGUUAAUCGCAAAAUCAAACUAAUAAAGAGAGGAAAAAUGAAUAACCUCUAGGGUCAAGUCAAUAAACAAGGGGUGGGGGGAUAGGGUGUGUCUUAGUAAUUUUGCACUUUCGGCAUUACGAAAGAUGUUGAGUCCCUCAUUCUCUUCUAACAUAUUUGAUACCAUUUUGCCAUUAAAAAAGAAUUAGAAAGCUACAAAGCACUUAGCUUGUACUAGAAAUUAAGGAAGAAAAGAGUGAUUGUCAUGUACAAGUUAAACAAUAUUUGUCCUUUGAACACAACUGAAGGACAAGAAAUCAGCUGAAUGAGAAUGAGUGCACUCUCUAUAAAUGCCCUUCACCUAAGUCCACAAACAUGAUAAAUGGUACCUUCUCCCCCCCCCCGAUAAUCAGAAGUUUUCUAGAACCAUUCAGUUUGCCGUAUAAAACUAUAUACAUUUCCUAAAUGAGCCAGACUGAAACACAUUGGAUUUUCCACUGGGAUAGUCAGGCUGGAGCAAUCCAUGUUUACCCAGAGAGAAAAAUCUGUUCUGUUUGUCUUACCACCUUGCUCACUAUAAUUUGGUUAUUUAUGUAUAUUCACAGGGAACUACCCACUCCACCUGCAUAUUGCAAACAUGGUGAUAUAAUAUGCACUGUGACAGAGCCAGAAUGCUCUGUGUUGGGGCUGCAGUAUAAACAGAAGGUAACCCUGACGUUAGAGAGAACCGACAGUGUUGUAAACAGUGUUGCUGUUUCUCCUGUUGCUACAAAUGGAGGGGAAACAGUGGAAAAGCUGAUUGACUGGUUCUCUCCAGCAUCGGUGCUACUUUCCGCUUCCACUACAGCCCAACAGGGGAAGUGUAAAAGCACUUUCCAAAGAAUUGCUCCUCACAUACAACUGUCACAGAGGAGUCUGCUUUCUGACUUCUAGCUUUGCUAGUUUUGAUAGCUUUGCCAACUGCCAUGUCAAAAACAAUGUCUGGCAACUUGUGCAGUGUUAUAUCUCCAUGAUCUGAGCUGUCAGUGACUGACCAGGAGAGGGAUCUUGGGGUUGUGGUGGACAGCUCGUUGAAAGUGUCAACUCAAUGUGCGGCAGCUGUAAAAAAUGCCAAUUCCAUGCUAGGGAUCAUUAGGAAGGGGAUUGAAAAUAAAACGGCUAAUAUUAUAAUGCCCUUAUACCAAACUAUGGUGCAGCCACACCUGGAGUACUGUGUACAAUUCUGGUCAUCACAUCUUAAAAAGGACACUGUAGAACUGGGAAAGGUACAGAAGGGGGCAACCAAGAUGAUCAGGAGCCUAGAGCACCUUUCUUAUGAGGCAAGGCUACAACACCUGGGGCUAUUUAGUUUAGAAAAAAGAUGACUGCGGGGAGACACGGUAGAGGUCUGUAAAAUCAUGCAUGGUGUGGAGAAAGUGGAUGGAGAGAAAUCCUUCUCCCUCUCCCAUAACACUAGAACCAGGGGUCAUCCCAUGAAAUUGAUUGCCAGGGAAUCUAGGACUAGCAAACAGAAGUACUUUUUCACACAAUGCAUAAUCAACUUGUGGAAUUCUCUGCCACGAGAUGUGGUAACAGCCAACAACCUGGAUGGCUUUAAGAGGGGUUUGGAUAACUUCAUGGAGGAGAGGUCUAUUGACAGCUACUAGUCGGAGGGCUGUAGGCCACCUCCAGCCUCGGGGGUGGGGUGCCUCUGGGUACCAGUUGCGGGGGAGUAACAGCAGGAGAGAGGGCAUGCCCUCAACUCCCGCCUGUGGCUUCCAACAGCAUCUGGUGGGCCACUGUGUGAAACGAGAUGCUGGACUUGAUGGGCCUUGGGCCUGAUCCAGCAGGGCUGUUCUUAUGAUGGUGUGCUGCUGCGCUUCUUUGUGCUUCAAAGGCAGCAUUAGAGUUUUAUGAAUGGGGUGCUUCCACAGAUUUCCCCAGUGUCCCAAAUGGGGAAAUGUUCAGAAUCAUGGCUUGCACAACUGUCCCAUUUGUGCAACCUGGUGCUGCCUUUGAAGCACAAAGCAUCCUGGAAGCACACUGUUACAGAGAUAUAACACUGCAUUGGAUGUUGGCCAUUAUUGAUUACAUUUUAUUCCACCCUUCUCCUUUUAUAUUCCCAAUAACCCUGUGAGGUAGAUUAGGCUGAGAGAGAGAGUGACUAGUCCAAAAUUACCUAGUAAGCUUUGUCGCUGAGUUUUGUGGUUCUCCCUAGCCUAACACUCUAGCCAUUCUACCACACGUGAUGUAACCGGAUAAUGUAAUAAAUGGUUUUCUGAAAAGGAAAUAUUUACUUUGUUUAAAGUAAUAGGUUGACACUAAACAAAUGCAACUUGGUGAUAAGGGACUCAAGAUCAGUUAAUGUUCUUGUUAACUGCUUUUGUAAGUCUGUCCUCAUUUAGCUCUGUAACUUAAAUAAAUGUGUUCUUGAUUAUCCCUUAAACUGCCAUUAAAGGAUCAAUUCAAAGGA
This is a messenger RNA of Hemicordylus capensis (graceful crag lizard), 4871 nucleotides long. Its product is annotated as amine oxidase [flavin-containing] A-like. Lineage: Eukaryota; Metazoa; Chordata; Lepidosauria; Squamata; Cordylidae. Gene Ontology annotation, molecular function: oxidoreductase activity. The coding region runs from base 494 to 2014 and encodes 506 amino acids. The transcript is spliced from 16 exons. The record is from RefSeq and is a predicted model, not a curated record.